AUGGGAGGUUCAAAUGAAAAGAAACAGGUGUUUUACCUUGGUGAUGAGGGUGUUGCCCCAGGCAAAGGAGCAAACACAGUUGUCAGCUACCUCCACCAUUACUUUGAAAACUACGGCCUGGGUGAGGAACAUGCCCAGUUCCAUUUUGACAAUUGCCAAGGACAGAACAAAAGUAAUGCAGUUCUUGGUUAUGCUGUGUGGAGAACAUUGACGGGAGGGCAUAAGACAAUCCAAUAUUCAUUGAUGCUAGCCGGCCACACCAAAUUCUCAUGUGAUUGGCAUUUUGGAGUGUGGAAAAACAGAUGGAGACACAUGGAUGCAGAGACAGUUGAGGAGGUGGCUUCCACAGUAGCAAUGUCAUCCCGUAAUGGCCACAACAUCCCCCAUAUUGUUGAUGGCAACAGCAAACCAGUGUUGUUCUAUGACUGGAGCACCUUCUUCAAAGGCAUGUUCAAACCAUUGAAGAACAUUUCGAAAUACCAUUCAUUUGAGGUGUCUUCUAACGAGCCUGGGGUUGUAAGAGUAAGGAAGUUUGUUGAUGCCCCUGAGGAGAAAAUUAACAUACUGAAAACCUGCCAAGUGGAUAUUUGUGUUAUGCCAGAGCAGAUCUUUGGUGAGGGAAUAAAUGCUGAAAGGCAAUGGUACUUGCAUGAUGUAAUAAGAGACUUUUGCAGAUCGGAUCAUGCUAAAAACACAACAUGCCCUUUGCCAUUAGUUGCAAAAGAAGGCUAUUCAAAGGCCAAAAAACAAAAGUUGAAAUAGGUAACUUUAUUGAGAACACUUUCUGUGUGUGUUUCAGCAAAAGGUAUAGUUUGUGUCUUGCUAUAAACAGAUUGGCAUGUAUAAGUUGAAGUUUAAUGUUUUCAUUUUCAUUCAAAGAAUAUAUUUCUUAGUGUAACAUUGAUAAAAUAUUUAUGAUUUUAGAUAAAAUAUUUAUGAUUUUAGGAAUGUAUGGUUUCCAUGGCAACCAAAAGUAACAAACUUGAUUGAUCAUUGAAUACCUAUGCAUAAACGUGUAUUUCAUUUAUGGGAAUAUCAUUGAACAGUUGGCCAUCUAUAAGUAAAGUAUGAUGGCACUCAUAUUUUCCAUACAUGACUGCAGUAUAAUAUUCAAGUGUACAUUAUAAAUCUACAUGUUAUAACUUUAUAGUUAUACAUACAUAUAGUUUCAAUGUUCCUUGCUUUAUGUUUGUUCUCAAUUUUGUCAAAUAAGGCAUGUGUCAAUGCUUUCCUUGUAAAUACAUUUCAGUCUGUGUCAUCUUACAACUCUAAACUAAUGAAAUGAGCAAAAAUAUGAACUAUUCUAGGUAUAAGUAAGUUUCUAUGGCAACCAAAUA
Molecule: messenger RNA, 1337 nt
Organism: Mya arenaria
Lineage: Eukaryota; Metazoa; Mollusca; Bivalvia; Myida; Myidae
Exons: 4
Coding region: 1-762 (253 amino acids)
Source: RefSeq, a predicted model, not a curated record